Messenger RNA from Amphiprion ocellaris (clown anemonefish), 5678 nucleotides. RefSeq names its product exocyst complex component 3-like 4 (gene exoc3l4). Gene Ontology annotation, cellular component: exocyst. NCBI's taxonomy places the organism in Eukaryota, Metazoa, Chordata, Actinopteri, Pomacentridae. The transcript has 14 exons. Gene Ontology annotation, biological process: exocyst localization; exocytosis. The record is from RefSeq and is a predicted model, not a curated record. Gene Ontology annotation, molecular function: SNARE binding. The coding region runs from base 284 to 2614 and encodes 776 amino acids.
GGGUUCGGCUCUUUUUAAGCCGCUUCAGUUCCUCCUCCGGUUUAAUCAUUAACGGAUCUGGAGCAGGAAGCUGAGCUUUGUCUCGUCUUUGUGUCUGCAGAACUUUUCCCGUCCGGUUCCUUCCACUCCGCCUCACCUUUCUGACGUCUCACCUCCAGUCCGCAGGUACUUUUCUGCUGCUGUUUUCGGUCCAAAGCGGCCGAACCGUCCGGACAGGAAGUGAAAGUAGAAGCAGACUGCAGAGGAGAUUCUCACCUGAGCUCGUCCACAGUUGGAUGUUCAGAUGUCAGAAAUGAUGGAUAAAUCUGGUGAGAACCCCUUCGAGGACAAUGUUUCUGUGAAGAGCAACGGGAAGCUGGGAGUCGUGAAUUCGUUGAGGAGGAGCAUCCGAAGGGUUGCAGAGAAAAGUCCGAUAUCAAUUGGAGGAAAAGAUCCAAAAACACCUAAACAGGACGACGAAUCUGCCUCUUCACCUCCACCUCCGUCACCCAGUCCGAGCUCUCCGAGUUCUCCAGUCACCUCUCCUCUGAAGAACGACAAACAGAAGCCGCUGUUCCGUUCAAAGACAGAUCCCAACAUGUCCAAGUUCGGAGACUCCAUCAUGAAAAAAGGAGAACAGAUUCGCCGAAGCCUGAGACUCACCAAGAAGGACAACGAUAAAAGCUCCAAACAAGAGGCACUGCUGCCGGUUUCUGAAGGAUCGAUGGAGGAGGAGAAGGAGGAGAAAGUAGAAGAGGAGGAGCUGAUGGAGGAGAUGGAGGAGAUGGACGAGAUGUACGAGCUGCCAGAGAUACCGAACACACCGCUGUCAGUGAUGCAGAUCAAUAACCUGAUAGAGAUGGAGGUCCUGGAGGAGGCCCACCUGAACCUGCUCUCCAUGCGGAAGGAGUUCCAGCAGGAGCAGCAGCAGCACGCCGACGAUGACUCGCCCAUGGAGCUGGCCAAGAAGGAAAAAGACCUCAGCCUCCUCUACGGAAACCUGAGGAAGAAGAUGGGCCAACUAGUGCGCGACUCCAACUCUCUUCCCUCCAGAAACAAGGCUCUGCUGGUCUUGGUGGCUCGUAUCAUACAGGAGGAAGAGAAGAGGGCCGAGGAACCAGGAGGACUGCCGGACAGCUGGAUGGAGGCCUGGAGGGAGGCGGUGGAUGAAGGCGUGAAGGCCAAGGUGGAGAGAGUUCACCUGGAGAAGAGGGAGCAGAACGACUCCUGGUUGGCCGUCCACCUGGGGCACCUGGGUAAAGCCAUCGUGGACGAUCUGGAGAACGUGAAGAAGGAGUUGCGGUGGUCCUACCCACCCAGCUUUAAGGUCUUCAGCACCUACGUGAGGAGUUACCAUCGAGUGGUCGGGCAGCACCUGAAGAAGCUGGAGGUCGAGGUGACGGAGCAGAAGGACCUGUACGCUCUGCUGUACUGGAUACUCAACAGAUACAAGAGUGAUAAGAUCAUGGGAAGUCUGUCGCUGCAGCCAGACAUGCAGGCUGAAAACAGCGAUCUGCAGCUGGAGGACGAGUUCCUGAAGCAGCUCAAAGAGAAAUACUGCAGAAAAGUGAAGGAGGGCAUGAGGUCUUCACUGGACAGAAUCAUCGAACUGGAGGAUGAGGAAGUCUGGAGCGAAAGCAAAGCGCUGAUAAAGGAGGAGAACAUCUUAAAGUCUCCGUUUCCGAUGGACAUCUGGACGAACAUCAAAUCAAACGCUGUAAAUUCUGGCAAAGUUGAAGCUCAGCUGGAAGUGAAAGUUCUUUCCUCCUGCCUGGAGGAGCUCAAACAUUUUCCAUCGAGGUUUGAGUCGGAGUUCCGGCGUCGCUGCAGCGCCCUCAGACCUCAGCCUCUCUGGACCGAGUAUCACAUCGCCUACAUCAACAGCUUCACUUGUUUACAGGAGCACAUGGAGGGCUACGAGGCCUCCUGUCCAGGUGAGGUGGAAGGGCUGAAGAAGGAGGUGAAGGGGCUGGUGGUCCGACUCAUGGAGGUCCUGGAGGAGCAGUUCAAGGAGGAUGUCAAGCCCUACCUGAGGAGAAUGAUGACGAGGAAGUGGCUCAACGACGACGACGACUUCAAACACCUCUACAGCCGGACCAAUCAGCUGUCUCAGCACUGCGGCCUGAUGACGCCUCCACACGUCCAGGGCUUCGCGGGUCGAUUGCACCUACAUGUGGUGAAACAAUACAUCGGCCAGCUGAUGAUGAACAACUACUCCUGCAAGAACCGGAAACACGAGAAGGCGGCGGCCAAAAUCCGUCAGCAGUGGAAUCAACUCAGGGAUCUGUUUGAGGAGAUGGAGUCGCCUCACGAGUGGCUUCAUGCUGUAGGAGACGACCUGAGCAACAUCAUUGGACAGAAGAGCAAGAUGGACAUCCAGAACCAUCUGCAGCCGUUAGUGAAACACUACCCAGACUUCAGCAAGAAGCACCUGGUUGCCGUUCUGUACUUCAGAGGUUUGAUGAGAGGCCGAGAACACCAGCAGAUCCUGCAGAAACUCUCAGCGCUGAAGAAGGAGCCGAACACCAGCGGCAGCGACAGAAACCAGGUUUUAUUCGGAGACAUGCAGGUGACGGUGAACACUGACUGUUUCUCCAACCUGCCGUUCUCCUGCUUCAGCUUCUGGGACAACUGACCAUGCUGUUAUCUGAAACGCUGCUCUAAAGCUCAGCUGGUGGAUUAUUUCUAAAAACCUCCUAGUGUCUGAUCUCUGGCUGUUUAAAAUCAACAGGCGUGAGUCUGGAAGAUCGGUCUGGUGAUGUUCUGUGUUGCAAAACCAACUUAUCUCAGUUCAGGGACAAGAAUCUGCAUGUAAGUUCCUCCUCUGCAGCUCAAAGCUUCACUGUUGCUCAAUAAAAGCACCAGAAACACAGCAGUGAGUCACAAAGCCACAAGUCUGUGCUGCAGACGCUCACUAAAGCCGCAAACAUUCAUCCACAGCUGAAGACGGAUGAUUUCCUCCUGUUUUAAAUAAUAAAAUGAUACAUUUGUGAGCUGCUACAAGACUGUAAAACAAGAACAAGUACUUUAGGAUGCUGCUGUCGACUCUCCUGUGAUGGAAAAACACAUUUUGUAAAUAUAAAUGUAGAAACUUUAAGGGCGAAUUCGCUGCAACCAAAAAGUCAAAUCCAACAUUAGCGUGAGCGCUAUUUAGCCUCCCAGCUAACGUUACCGACAAGUUCUGCUAGCGUUCCAAAGAAAACCUUUUAAUCUAAUGUUUAAAGAAUGUUUUAAGGUUGUUUCUCAUCUUAAUUAAUGUUCCUUUGGCGUUAAAAGAGUCAACAAAGGUAGAACGUUCAAUCUGCGAUGUUCUGGGGGUGUUUAGGGAACAAGUUAUAAAAUAUUCUUCUAUAAAACACUCUUUUUUUAAAAAGAAUUGUAAUUUUUUUCUUUUUAACGAUUUAAAUAUGGUCCAGAAAAACCGAACUGUUGAUGCUUUGUUUUUUUUUUUACUCAAUAACUAUAAUUUUAAAAAACAGGUAAUCACUGUUAUUUACCUUUUCUUUAUCCUUAUUACACAUAAAUUUUAUUUCAAAUUAGGUCAUAUAUCUGUAAAAUAAUACUUUUUUCCUAAUUUAAAUAAUUAAAAUAAUUACAAGUUAUUUUAAAAAAAUGUAACAAAUAUCAGCAAAUUCUGUCAAAUAAUAUUUUAAGUGGUUUAAUAUAAAUUAAAAUUGUCUAAAGUUAUGGUCAGAUGUUGUAAAAGAGCCAAUUACUGUUUGUAAAAAAUACAUAUUUACUUUAGAUAUUAAAAUAUAUCAUUUGUCUUUCAAAUUACACUAUCUGUCAAAUAUUAAUAUUUUUCUCAUUUAAGAACAGCAAAAACUAUAAUUUAACAGUCAAACCUUGUAAAAGAGAGAAUUAGCAUUUGUUAAUAUACCCAUUUUUUUAUAUUAACAUGUAAAUUUGUACUUUCUUGUGUGAUUUUACUAAAUAUUUAUUUGUAAUUUGACUAAACAGACAAUAGUGUCUUUAAAGGGAACAUUCUGGGAACUAAAAAAAGAGACACUCCAACAGAAAACAUCACUAGAACUUUGCAAAACUUCCGCAGAACAUUUUUAUAACAGAAAAAUUGCAGCCAGACUCCAUAUUUGUAGUUUUCUGGAUGCAAUUUUCCCACUAUUUUUGACAAUUAGCGCUAAUGUUAAGCUAAUUAGCCUCAGCGGUGCAAAUGUGAAGUUUUCCUCUGAGAAUUUAGGAUCACUGUGGUUCUUUAAAUAUUCUUGCAUCUUUUAUUGGCAAACAAAUGUGAAAAAACAAUAAAACAGAUGCAACUCUUUAAAUAAGACUAAACUAAAGUGAUUAUCUUCUAUUAAAGCCAUCAAAAAAAUAACUUUUGGUUCUUCUAGUGUCAUUAGAUUAAAAAAUCCCUCAUUUCAAUUGAAGUAAAUUGAGAUAAUCUAUUAAAAAUAUCCAGCAUGGCUUCUUAUUUUCAGACUUUUCAUCAUUAAAUGUUAAAUAAAAGAUUUGUUAUUGUGCAAAACGUACAAAGUAGAAAUAAUUCAGGAGUUUUUGUGAUAUUUUGUCAAGAAUAAAUGAACAAAAAUGUGCAAAAAGUCAACAGGUGAAGCAGCAGCAGCAUUGCUUCUUAUUUACAGACUUUUCAGCCCAAAAUGAUGAAUUAAGGAUUUAGCAGCAAAACGGCACUUUAAUGGAGUUUUCUUAUUACACAAAAUGAAAACAAUUCAAAUUUUCUGAGAUUUUUUUCAGGAAUAAGUGAACAAAAACAUGCAAACAGCUUUGUGUUUUGGGAGUUUUUUUGUGCAAACUAUCAGAUUUCAGGUGAAGUUUGUGUAUAAAAGUGAUGCAGUCAUUAUUUAGAGAUUAUCAGAGGAGGUUUGCAUUAACUUUUCACCUUUAUUUGACAUUUAUCGGGUUGUUGUUGGAGGUUUAGCUGCAGGAGAUCCUGAAAAACGCAGAUUUUAGCUUCUAAAACUGCAGAAAUUAAUGUGAGCUUCAAGGACAAAGAAAUCUGAGCAGGUUUUAGUGGAAAAAAAUGAAUAUACGGGUUAAAAAUAGACAUUUAAAUGCAAACUAUAUCAUAGUGUGUAGAAUAAAUGAGUGAAAAAGGACCCAAAUACCUGAUUUCUUAGACUGACUUGAGGCCAACAGACUCCUUCAUCUUUCAUGUGUUUUAAAUUACGAAACUUUAAUUAAAAUGUGACGCAGUUUGUCAAAUAUUUCCAGCUUUGUGAGGAUUUACUUUCUGGGAAGGAAAACUUUCCUGUUUCAGUGGGGGAGAGGAAGAUUGUGCAACUUCGACAAAGCAGAUUAAAAAAAAGAGAAUUUAAUUGAAUCCAGUUGUUUUGGAGGUGAUGAAAUAAACUGUUCUCAGUUUAAAGUCUGAUAAAAAACUAGAACUCCUCCACGACUCUGUUCUGUGCUGCUCAAGCCAAAAAUAUUGUGUAAAUAUGUGAACUUAUUAUCUCUGCAAUUCUUUUGUAAAAAUUGUGAUUCAUUUAUUGUGUUUGUGAAAUCAGCUGCAGGAAAAUCUGCAAAACCAGCUCGAAAUGUGAUUUUCUUUGCACAUUUAUGUUUUAUUUAAUCAUAAAGUUCUUUUUUCUUUGUUUGGGAUCAAACUCAGGUUGUUUUCAACUUUUUCUCACUUGUAAGGCAAAUUAUUUAAACUGUUCUUAUGGAUUUGAACAUUUUCAAACAUAGAAUAGAGCGUAAAUGUGAAUAAAGCUAUUUUAAAACUA